Molecule: messenger RNA, 462 nt
Organism: Aspergillus ibericus CBS 121593
Lineage: Eukaryota; Fungi; Ascomycota; Eurotiomycetes; Eurotiales; Aspergillaceae
Exons: 3
Coding region: 1-462 (153 amino acids)
Source: RefSeq, a predicted model, not a curated record
AUGGCGCUCCUGUCCACUCUGCUCGCCUCCCUCCUCCUGGCCACCACCAUCACCGCACACCCCUCUCAGACCCUCAACAAGCGCAGCGUGACCUGCCUCAAAGUCGGCGCCACCGCCACCGCCAGCUGGACCAACAGCGCCGGCCAGACCUGCUCGUACGUCGGCGUGGUCGGCAGCAACUACGGCGAGAACAGCGACGGGGAGGGCGAUUACUCGUGCAACGGCCGCUGCGGGACCGGAUGUACUGGGGUCGCGCUGGGGAACGUCUACACCCAGGAUUGUUUCUCGCAUGACAUGUGCUCCUAUUUCAAUGAUGCCAGUGGGGGUGCCAGCGAUCCCAACUGCGGCGCGGCGUACAAGGCCGCCGAGGAUGAUUACUUGCUGGGUUUGGCGGAUGGUUGUUCCCAGACCAAUCCGACCAACGCCGUGUCCAAGCCCACGGCCAGUCCGGUUUGUACUUGA